Cyprinodon variegatus (sheepshead minnow) is the source of this 1824-nucleotide messenger RNA. It is a transcript of the gene mpv17l2, whose product is annotated as MPV17 mitochondrial membrane protein-like 2. Lineage: Eukaryota; Metazoa; Chordata; Actinopteri; Cyprinodontiformes; Cyprinodontidae. Bases 241 to 897 code for a protein of 218 amino acids. The record is from RefSeq and is a predicted model, not a curated record. Gene Ontology annotation, biological process: mitochondrial ribosome assembly. The transcript is spliced from 6 exons. Gene Ontology annotation, cellular component: membrane; cytoplasm.
CGUCUGUUCUUCCGGUUAGAAAACUGUUUAGUUUUGGUUGUUAACGGUCCUGUUGGGGUAUUUUUGUGUAAAUGAUUCAUUUAAACGUAUUAAGGUGUAUUUAUUUCCGUCUGGUUGGAUCAGAGUGAGCGGACAUAUUUAUCUUUGGGUUGACGGAGAGCGACAGAACACCACCGGCUCAGGUCCCAUUCUCUUCUGGUUUGUUACAGAUGACAGAGUCGUCUCUGCGUUCUGAACAUCAUGCUUCCCCGGGCGGGUAAAGAGUUUCUGGUCCGCAUUCGGUUCUCCUGGAGGCCUCUGUUCCAGGGCCGCUACCUGCUGCUUACCAACACGCUGAGCGGAGGGAUCAUGCUGUCACUGGGAGAUAUCCUGCAGCAGACCCGGGAGAACCGCAGGCAGCCGGGCCGGGUCAGAGAUUGGGGGAGGACAGGUCGAAUGUUUGUGGCUGGCUGCUCUAUGGGUCCACUGCUGCACUACUGGUACAUCUGGCUGGACAGAGUUUAUGUGGGAAAAGCCCUGAAGACGUUGAGCAAGAAGGUUCUGGUGGAUCAGCUGGUCGCCUCCCCCACUCUGGGAAUGUGGUAUUUUGUAGGUAUGGAUCUGCUGGAGGGACGAUCUUUAUCUGAAGGAUGGGCUGAGUUUAGAGGAAAGUUCUGGGAGUUUUAUAAGGUGGAUUGGUGCGUUUGGCCCGCCGCUCAGACGAUCAACUUCUACUUUCUAUCGCCCAAAUUCCGUGUUGUAUACAUCAAUUUUAUCACAUUAGGGUGGGACACCUACCUCUCAUAUCUGAAACACAGAGAUGAAAGCCAGCAAUCUGAACCUACAUCUGACAGCAGCUCUGUGGAUUCACAGCAGAAAGAGCUCACAUCUCCCAAACCUCUGAAGGAAAAAACGUAGGGAUCUUCAUUAGCUGUGAUGGUUAUCAAAUACAGAACAGUACUUGAUAUUUUCAGACUUCCUCCUCUUGAAGAGCGCUGUGAUCCCGUGUCCAUCUGUCUGAGAAGAUGUAUGUUUCUUAAACUGAGGUGUAGAAGCUCUGAAAAACUUUAAGGUCCCUCUUUUUUAUUUCUCGUGAAAGAUGUUCACUCCUUUUGGAACAUUCAGGGACAAAAGCAGUUUCACUGCCCUUGGCCGCUGCACUUUAAAGUGUUAAAAUCCUGCUUAUCCGAUUUUUGUGAUUGAGUGGAAAGUUGUUUAAACUUGAAAGCUUUAAGCUGAUGUGGUACACCCUGUUUAUGUUGGAUUUUUUUUUAAUAGAAGAAUCAGAACCGUUAUGAAACGGUUUUUCAUAUCAUGUUAAUCUGUGUGAACCUUUGCCUUAAUAUGUGGCCCAGUACUACACCUCAUUGUGCCAGAUAAUCUGUUUAUCCCUAAUUAUUACUGCUGAAUGAUUCUUCAUCAGUCUUUGUUAUAGUUAAGUCUAAUAUGAUGGACAAAUAAACUGUGGAUAUAACCUUAAAUCCUCAGGGGGAAAAUAUUUGAGUGUGUUUUCAGCUCAGCUCCUGAAAAAAAGAGAAUGUUUUCACCAAUAAAUUAUUAUGUUUUCAGUAGAUGUGUAUUGAUUUAAUAAUGGAGGAAAAAUAAUUAUUUUCAGUACCUAAAUGUAUUUCUAAAAACCUACACAAAAUUAUUUGUUUUCUCAUGCAUUUGUAAUCAGAUACGGUGCUGUUCAGAAAGCUGAUUAAAGACAGAAAUCGAUAAAGUCAUUGUAGAUGACGUUUAAAAAUUGAUGAGUCUUGUACAAAGAUAAGGAAAAAAUCUAUUCUUGUGUAAAAUUCCUGUUGUACCCUGGAACUAUUUAAACAUAAACAAUAAACUUUUAAU